UUCCAGCAUUAAAGAGUGGUUACAUAUUUCCUGCCAUAUGAGUGAUCAGUACUCACCAAUAAGUAGGAUAAUACAUGGUUUGCAUAGACACAUGGUGACAUUAUCAUAUGAUGUGACACUAUAUAAUUUGGUGUGACAUUCCAAAUUGUGAAAAUAACAUACCUUUAUCAAUGAUAAAACCUGAAAAUGUUCAUGGAAUACAUAGAAAAUAGUAUCAGCAAGAGUCACAAAUAUUUUUAUAAUUUUAUAGCAAGGUUUGUCACAAUAAAUAGAAAAUAUGUUGAAAGACCGAUGGCAUAGGUCUCACAUUGAGCGAUGUUUUAGAAAAUAAUACACAAAUAUAAUUAAUUUUCACAAAACCAAAAUGGAUCACAGUUUAGUUAUGAUACAUGACUUUGAUAAAGUGAGUAACUUAAGAAAGGUAUAAUCCAUUUUCAGUUUAUAUACAAUUAUUUUCAUGUCACACCAUAUGACGAUUUUACGGACUAAUACAACAAAUUGUCACAAAUUCUGAUUCAAAUUGAAAAUCUAAAAACAAAAUAUGUUUCUAUAAAGAUGAGUUAGUAGAACAAAAGUCAACCAUUUUUAUGCCUGUUAUUUGAAAUAUUUGAAAAAACACUUUUUUCUGGUAUAUAUGUCUCUGACCCAUUUAUUAUUAUUAAUAGUAUUGAUAUAGUUAAUAACAACAAUACAUAAAAAAAUAUAUAUUAUAGGAUGAGGGGUUAUUUCUGAAAUUAAUAUCAAGAUUAACAGGCUGCGUGCGUUUAUAAACCCCGAGGGAGUAAUGAAAUGUAUUUAAUUUGUUUAUGCCCGUUCAGCAAUUCAUUUAUUGAUAGGCCUAUCUUGUUGUCGCACUCAGGCAGGCAGAACACUGUGGAUGCCUGCACUGUGAAAAAACUAAGAUCAGCAUGCUGAUUAUUUAGGUAUGAUCAUCUACAAAAGCAUAAAUCACACAUUGUAAGGAAAACGUAUCCCCCAAAAAGUAGGCUAGAUUUUUUCAUCGAAAGGUACAUUUGAACUGUUAUGACCGCAGUUUAUUCAUUAAAUGUUUGUAGCCGAGUGAGCAGAGAUUAUAGGUCUAUUAGCCUACAUGACAAUAACUAACUCGUUUCCGAGUUCCGACACUGGACAAAGAGUCUAAACAUGCCGCUGGAAACAUAGGUUGAAAAUCUGUCAACCAGAAGUGACACUGAGGAGCGUCUGCUGAAACCAAACCGACGGGGUAUAAAGUCCAUCAACAGCAGCGGAUCGACUGUGUACAACUUCACCGCACUGUGGCCGUUUUAGUUUCAAGACAUUUUCAUAUUUCGUCAAAUCAUAAUGGAGAUUCCAGUAUUUACUCUAGACGCCUUCACAAAUGUACCGUUCAAGGGAAACCCUGCGGCUAUUUGUCCACUUAUGCAUGAACUGAGUGAUGAUUUGUACCAGAAGAUAUCAGCAGAGAUGAACCUGUCAGAAACAGCUUUCAUCACCAGGAUCAAUCCCUCUGACAGUUUUACCACAGGAUCAAGGUUCCGACUUCGAUGGUUUACACCAACCAAUGAAGUGAAUCUGUGUGGUCAUGCCACUCUGGCCUCUGCAGCAGUGCUGUUCAAGCAUAAGCAGAAUGAGAAUCCCACACUGGUGUUUGAGACCUUGAGUGGAGAUCUGGCUGUCACCCAGCAGGGGGAAGGGUACAUCAUGGACUUUCCUCUCAACCCACCAACCAAGGAGGAUGCCAAUGAGUUCAGAGACAUCAUCAAGGCUGCGGUUGGAAACCACCCGAUCCAGGAUGUGUAUCUGAGCUCCAACACAAAGAAACUGCUGGUUCGACUGGCUGACAGCUGUGACAGGUCAGUGCUAACCGGUCUAAAAGUUGACCCUGUUGCUCUUCAGAGCAGUGAGACAAGUGGAAGAGUCAAAGGAGUAAUCCUCACCAUGAAAGGAUCCCCAGACUGCCAGCCAGGAUACGACUUCUACUCGAGAUUCUUUUCUCCAUGGAAUGGCAUCCCUGAGGAUCCCGUCACUGGUUCUGCCCACACAGUGCUAGGUAGCUACUGGUCCAAGAAACUAGGAAAGAAGAAAAUGCUGGCUUACCAGUGCUCCAGUCGAGGCGGGGAGCUGGAACUAGAAGUGAGAGACGACGGAAGAAUCAACAUAUCUGGACAGGCCGUCACUGUGCUGCAAGGAACAAUCACACUUUAACCACAUGCAAACUAAGAGGGUUGGGGAUGACAGGACAGUCAUUACGUACCUGCACAGAGAAGCAGACAUAGGCUUUGUACCAUUUGAUAACGCACAUAAAAACUAGAUAUAGACAGUUUAAAUAAAAAUCUAAACUGAUUAUUGUCCAGACUGGUCAAUCUAAUAUUGAAACAUCACUCAGCAUGCUAACAUACUACAGGAUGGAAAGAACAGCUCACGCUUUGAUAGUAUUUGUAUUAUUUAUUCACAAAACAGAUGCAAAAAUCACAUAAAAAAUUAAAAACUAAAUACAGAGACAUGAAUAAUUAGAGGUUGUGUUGGAGGUCAAACCGAUCAAAAGGUGGAAUCACAGUUAGCUUGGUGACGUUAUACAACCUGCUCUAAUCACAGUAAUGAAAAACUAAAUCAUUAGUUAAAUUAUCACAGUUCAAUAAUUGUGGUUUCCUACAAAUUCCUAGAGUUUUAACUGGUUCUCAUGAUACAAAGUAGUUUCCUUUGUAAGCAUUCUGUCUCCGUACAGCUUUAGGUUUGCUCGUAUUCUGUUGUAUGCAAAGGAAUUGACCCAAAUACUUGGUUUUGUUUGAGCUUUUUGUGUUACCGACACUAACUUUAUGUACAGUAUAUACCAGUAUGCUGUUUCCAUUUCUUUACCGUUGUAGGCCGGUGUAGUCCAUUCACAGAUUAAAAAACUGUCGAUGCCAUAUUACUCAAGUAUGUAUGAAGUUCAGUGAUGUAUAGUAGUGUACACAAAAUAAGAUAUUACAGUACACACUACGGCUGUCACCUCAUCCUUUAUACAACAUGUACUUGAGGUUUGAUCUGG
Messenger RNA from Perca flavescens (yellow perch), 3007 nucleotides. RefSeq names its product phenazine biosynthesis like protein domain containing (gene pbld). The record is from RefSeq and is a predicted model, not a curated record. The transcript has 10 exons. Gene Ontology annotation, molecular function: isomerase activity. Gene Ontology annotation, cellular component: cytoplasm. Lineage: Eukaryota; Metazoa; Chordata; Actinopteri; Perciformes; Percidae. Gene Ontology annotation, biological process: biosynthetic process. The coding region runs from base 1321 to 2184 and encodes 287 amino acids.